This is a messenger RNA of Pectinophora gossypiella (pink bollworm), 934 nucleotides long. RefSeq names its product glucose 1-dehydrogenase 3-like. Lineage: Eukaryota; Metazoa; Arthropoda; Insecta; Lepidoptera; Gelechiidae. Gene Ontology annotation, molecular function: oxidoreductase activity. The coding region runs from base 87 to 836 and encodes 249 amino acids. The transcript has a single exon. The record is from RefSeq and is a predicted model, not a curated record.
GUUGAAGUUUAUUUGAACGAGUUUCCUCAACGCUAGCUUUCACGUUUCUCGUUUUAAAGGGAGAUAAUCUGAAGAUCCGUCCAAACAUGAGUCUGAACAACAAAGUGGCUAUAGUGACAGGCGGGAGCUCUGGCAUCGGUGCGGCAAUCGCAGUGAAGUUCGUCGCAGAAGGCGCCAAAGUUACCAUCGUUGCACGUAAUGAGAAGAAACUAGCUGCUGUCUCAGGAGAAUGUCAAAAGAACGGCUCCCAACCGCUAAUCAUCGUUGCUGACGUCACCAAAGAAGAUGACGCUAAAAGGAUUAUUAACAAUACCAUCAAGCAUUUUGGGAAGUUAGACAUACUGGUGAAUAACGCUGGCACUGGCAAUCACACCAGCAUUUUCGACAAAAAUGUUAUGGACGACUUUGAUAAAGUGAUGGCUAUAAACCUACGCUCCAUAGUCUAUCUGACCCAUCUUGCUGCUCCGUAUAUCAUCGAGACCAAGGGCAACAUUAUCAACAUGUCCAGUGUAUGUGCAAAGUGUUGUUGGGAAAAUGGAUUAAUCUAUAACACUUCUAAAGCGGCGUUGGAUCACUUCACACGGUGCGUGGCUCUCGAAUUAGCACCUAAAGGAGUACGCGCGAACACUAUAAACCCUGGACCAGUGAAGACUGAUAUCUUAGACAAUAUUGGAGCUGAUCCAUCACUAUGGGAAAAGUUCAAGGAUGGAACCGCUCUGAAGAGAAUAGGUGAAGUCGAAGAGAUUGCUGACUUGGCUGCUUUCAUCGCAAGUGAUAAGGGGAGGAGCAUCACAGGAGCUUCCCUUUUGUCUGACAACGGAACUCUUCUCAAGUAGAAAAUUGUAGUUGCGGACUUGUAAAUAAUAUUUCACAUAUUUAUUGUUGCAAGGAACCCAUUUAAUAUAAAAAUAAAGUCAUUUAGACAAGUUUAAAA